AAGGAGCGCCAUGCUGGGGGAACCCUGAGGGUGGGGGCGGAGGAGAAGAAGGUGGAGUCGGCGUCGCCGCCAUGCAGAGGACAAGAGAACAUGAUGGAGAGAGAAACAAGAAGAACACUGCCAAGCUCGCUGCUUCAAUCAUCAGCGUGCUGCUACUGCUGCUGUGUUGUUCCUCCCUCCUUCGUAGCGGAGGAGGGAGGAUGGAGCUUGGAAUGUUGGGCAAGCAGGAAAGCUUGAGGGAGCCUUUGGUACGAUCGCGCAGAGCAAGACAAUCGGAACUCGUACAGAAACCCCGAGGUUUCUAUCAGGGAAUGGCGAGCGGUCUAGAGGGGAUCCUUCAUAAACUGAAGCAGAUGGAUUUGGGAUCGGAGGUGAAGCAGCAUCAGCGCGACGCGGCGAAGGAGCAAGUUUCUCAACAAAAGGAGCUUCUGGAUUUAGCGUCAACGAUGAACAGCGAGAAGGGGAAGUCGUCAGCAAAGAGCAUCCUCCGAAACCUGCAGAAAGAACUGUUUGCCAGUAUCGACGUCAAGUCGCAAGCGCGAAGGCGGAUACGAUCAAGACAACUCCCUCCCUCACCUCCUGCGAGGCCGGCGAGCGAGAGAGAGGGACGGCAGGCGGUCAAGCAGGUUGGUCGUGGGGAUGAAGGCGAACAUAGCGGAAGGCAUCCGACGCAAGAAGUCGCCAGUAGGAAGCAGAAGCAAAAUCUGAGGGUUGAACCCCGAGCUGCUGCUGCUCCCCGGGAAUCGAAGCUCUCUAAGAAGGCUGAGAUCAAGCAGGAGCUGGAAGAUGCUCAGG
Guillardia theta CCMP2712 is the source of this 795-nucleotide messenger RNA. RefSeq lists its product as hypothetical. Lineage: Eukaryota; Cryptophyceae; Pyrenomonadales; Geminigeraceae. The record is from RefSeq and is a predicted model, not a curated record. The annotation marks the transcript as partial. The transcript is spliced from 6 exons.